AUGGCCGGCGGCGGGUCGACGCCUGAGGCCGCCGAGCCGGGCAAGAAGGGCGCGGCUCCGCCGCGGCCGUCGGCUCGCCGCGCGCGCGACGCGCUCGUGUUCACGCUCGGCGUGGCGGCGGCCGUGCUGGCGCUCGCGCUCCUGGGCGGCCCGGCGUCGCCGUCCUUGCUCGCGCUCGCGCCGGGCCGCGCCGGCCUCGUCUUGUUCCCCGUCCCGGGCCCCGCCGACGGGCCGCCCACGUUCUACGACGACCCAGAGCUCUCGUACGCCGUGGGCGGCGGCCUCGCCGGGUGGGACGCCAAGCGCGCGGCGUGGCUGCGCUCCCGCGGGCUCCGCCGCCGGGGCGGCCCGGAGCGCGUGGUGAUGGUGUCCGGGUCGCAGCCGGAGCCGUGCCGGGGCCCCGCGGGCGACCACCUCCUCCUCCGCUUCCUCAAGAACAAGCUCGACUACUGCCGCCUCCACGGCGUCGAGCUCCUCUACAACAACGCGCUGCUGGAGCCGUCCAUGGCGGCGUACUGGGCCAAGAUCCCUGCCGUGCGCGCCGCCAUGCUCGCGCACCCGGAGGCCGAGUGGGUCUGGUGGGUCGACGCCGACGCCGUCUUCACCGACAUGGACUUCUCGCUCCCGCUCGCCCGGUACGCCGCCUACAACCUCGUCCUCUACGGCUGGCCAAAGGAGGUGUACGAGCGGCGGCGGUGGCUAGGGCUCAACGCCGGCGUGUUCCUCCUCCGCAACUGCCAGUGGUCGCUCGACCUCCUCGACGCGUGGGCGCGCAUGGGGCCCGCCUCGCCGGACCACGCCGCGUGGGGGAGGACGAUCAAGGCGGCGCUCAGCGACCGGGACUCCGACGUGGCCUGCGACCAGUCGGCGCUCGCGUACCUGCUCCUCACCGGCCGGGAGCGGUGGGGGAGCAAGACCUACCUCGGCGUCGACUUCUACUUCCAGGGCUACUUCGCGGAGAUCGUGGGCAAGCUCGGCGGCGUCGCGGCGCGGUACGAGGCGGCGGAGCGGGAGGCGGCCGGCCCGGGGGUCCGGCGGCGGCACGCGGAGCGGGAGCACCUCGCGUACGCGGCGGCGCGGAAUGCGGCCGUGAGGGCCGCCGGCGUCCCGGGCCCCGACGGCGGCGGGCAGAGCGGGUGGCGCCGCCCGUUCGUCACGCACUUCACGGGGUGCAACCCCUGCGGCGGCAGGCGGAACCCGAUGUACUCGAGGGAGCUCUGCGACGGCGGGAUGCACCGGGCGCUGGGGUUCACCGACGACCAGGUGCUCCGCGCGUACGGAUUCCGCCACGCCGCGCCGCUGAACGACACCAUUGUGCCGCUGCCGUUCGACUACCCCGCCGCCGCGCGCAACAGAUGACCGACCGACUCAUCGCGGGCUAGCGGUGAAGGGAUUGUGGACCAAUUUUGGGCCCUAAAUCUAAUUGUAUCGUGCGUCUACGCUCUCCGACCUUCUUUAGGCCGGGUUUGUUUUCGCUUUUCUGGAUCUCGUUUUUUUUGAGAAUCAGGAUUUUG
This is a messenger RNA of Panicum virgatum (switchgrass), 1514 nucleotides long. RefSeq names its product probable glycosyltransferase 6. Gene Ontology annotation, molecular function: galactosyltransferase activity. The transcript has a single exon. The coding region runs from base 1 to 1359 and encodes 452 amino acids. Lineage: Eukaryota; Viridiplantae; Streptophyta; Magnoliopsida; Poales; Poaceae. The record is from RefSeq and is a predicted model, not a curated record. Gene Ontology annotation, cellular component: trans-Golgi network; membrane; endosome.